Messenger RNA from Melanotaenia boesemani (Boeseman's rainbowfish), 1764 nucleotides. RefSeq names its product calcium binding protein 7b (gene cabp7b). Lineage: Eukaryota; Metazoa; Chordata; Actinopteri; Atheriniformes; Melanotaeniidae. The transcript is spliced from 5 exons. The record is from RefSeq and is a predicted model, not a curated record. Bases 791 to 1432 code for a protein of 213 amino acids. Gene Ontology annotation, molecular function: calcium ion binding.
UGUGUCUGAUGAACGGGGGUCACCCAGGAUUCCCUUGAAACUGCUCUUUAGGAAAAAGAAAUAAAAAAAAAUAAAAACAUGUGGCUAGAUGUCAUUCUCACCCUGCUGACUGGAUAUGAUCAGCUCGCUGCUGCUUUACAGUAGCCUCCUCGAUUUUGCUUUUGAAAUUUUUUCGUUUAUCUUUUUUAGGAAAAUGCCGAAACGGGAAAGAAAAGUGAAGCAGACUCUGGGGAACAGGAAUCAGAAAUACCAACGGUGAAAUAAUCUUUUAACGAUUUUUGUUUUGCAUUUUUAAAAUCAUUUUAGUGCUUAAAUACAAGAGCAGUACAAGAAUAGCGUUAAUCGAUUCAUGUGAUUAGAUUUGAAAAUGAGCGUGUGGGUACUGUUAAAGCCUAAAACACCGCGGACAUGCAGAGCGUAGCUCAACAAGCUAUUAAGCAAAAGUUUUUGUUCCGUUUUUAUCAAAUAGCAUUCGGUGUUUGCUCCAUGUCUUUCUUACAUUACGCUGCCACAGGCUAUGCAUUGAAACCAAAGGCAAUUUAGUCAGUCUUGGUUCAACACGCCCAGUCUAAGAUCUUGCUCCUAUUUUCAGCAUUAUUGGAGACAUCAUAAACGAGAGGAGUGGUGAACUUUGCGGAGGUUUGUCUUCUUUUUUUUUUUGCCACCCCCAUUUUCAUCUGUUUUAUAUUUUCUCUAAAAUAUCGAGGACAGUAGCCAGCGGUCGGUCAAAACUCCGGAGAGCGAGGCUAUAUGAAGAUCGCGACACAGUUGCUGCUCUUCCCUCGCAGAAAUGCCAGUGCGUGCUGUGACCACCAGGUUCAUGUACAAGGGACUUUGCACUAUCCCAGAUGUCCUCUCCUACCGGACUCCUAUUAAUCUGCCUGAGGACGAGGUGGAAGAGAUUCGUGAGGCUUUUAAAGUAUUUGACAGGGAUGGGAAUGGUUUUAUCUCAAAGCAGGAGCUGGGGAUGGCCAUGCGUUCACUGGGCUACAUGCCCAAUGAGGUUGAGCUGGAGGUUAUCAUCCAAAGACUUGACAUGGAUGGUGAUGGACAGGUUGGCUUUGAAGAGUUUGUCACAUUGCUUGGUCCUAAACUCUCUGCUGCUGGAAUGCCUGAUAAGUUUCACGGAGCAGACUUUGAUUCUGUGUUUUGGAAGUGCGACAUGCAGAAACUGACUGUGGAUGAGCUUAAAAGACUCCUGUACGAUACUUUCCGUGACCACCUCACUAUGAAAGACAUUGAGAACAUCAUUAUGACUGAGGAGAACCACCUGAACAGCCCAGAGUCUCAUGUGGACAUUGACACAAGCCCAACACAGCAGGAAAAGCACACGUGUGUGCGUAAAAGCCUGAUUUGUGCCUUCGCAAUUGCAUUUAUCAUCAGCGUCAUGCUUAUUGCAGCAAAUCAAAUGCUCCGCAGAGGGAUGAAGUAAAUAACUUACCAGCAGGAGACAAUGAGAUCUAAGGACAGACUAUAAGAAAAAAAAAAAGAGUCAACCAAAUUUUCAUUUUUGUGCUUUUUUUCACAGCUGAUGAUGCAUCGGAGCUUGUCAGUUUAAUUGAUGCAACAAUUUCACAUGGUGGCUGUGUGUGAACACAUCAUGAGUUGGUAAAAAUGAGAAUGAACGAAAGGCAUUUAAGGGCUGAUUAAUAUCAGAAAAAGGUUUUCUAUGAAACAAGACCAGAAAACUGAAUGUAAUUCAAUAUUUAAACCCUUCAGUGAACAGCAUGUUCUGUGAGAAUAACUGUGCUGUCAGAAAACAUU